GCCGACCGACGUAACACGCAUUAAAAGGUUUUUGUUGGCCAUCUCUUUUUAACAGCCACCACGCCAAUUUUGUAAACACAUUACAGCUCAGCUAAUGUAAUAAUCGCUUUAGCUUAUUAAAUGUAGCAGCCAUUUUCUUAUUUAAGACGCAGCUGGUUGGUGUACAGCGUUACCUAGUAUGUGAGUUUAAUUCAGCUUCUACUUAACACUAAUGGAUGCUGUUAAAUGAAGUUUUUGUGGUAUAUAAGCUAAGUGCGCGCUGCAUGUGAGGCUCUGUUUAAAUCUCGCUGUCAAUGUGUCAUUAUCGGGUUUUAAUGGACAAUGGAGUCUCUUAGGCUGCUAUCGGUGGAUUCCUCUGACCGGGGUUCUCAGAGAUGCAGGCUGGGCCCGGGUCUGAUGUCGUCGUUGGGUCUAAGACUGGGCUCCCCUCUGCUGGUGUCUCUUCCCGGGGGAAGCUGCCUGUGCACCGCCUGGCCCCGUCCCGACCUGGCGGAGGGCUUCCUGCAGAUGGACCUGAAAUGUUUCACUCCCAGCUUGGUUUCUGGGCUCCCCGCACACCUGAGCUUGGACACGGCUCAGCUCAGUCCCGCACCCUGCACCAAACUGAAGAGUGUUAAAGUAACUGUGGUGGUCCGGAGUCUUGAUUUUAAGAAAAACACAAACUCUAGCCUUGUUCAUGAGCUUGUGAAGGACAUGCUGGCGGGUGUUUAUGCCCAUAAAGAGUUUGUAAUAAACCUGGAGGAUUUUAAUAUAGAUAUCAGAUAUGUUGCUGUUCACGGCAUCAGUCCAAAGUCUGCAGCUGCUGGAGUCAUCACCUCUAAAACUGGUUUGGAGAUAGCUGAGAUCCAGACAGUCCAGCAUUACAAGAGUCGACUGCAGGACCAGCACACACCCCCGCUGGGAGGACUGGACGAGGUGAGUGCAUCCCUGAGAGAGAUGCUGCAGCUGCCCCUCCUGUAUCCCAACACCCUGACCUCGCUGGGGAUGUCCUGCCCCAGAGGUGUGCUCCUGGUGGGGCCUCCUGGAGUUGGGAAGACCGUGUUGGUCCGCAGGGUGGUCAUGGAGGUGGGAGCCAGCCUGGUGGUGGUCAGAGGACCAGAGGUUGUCGGGUCACGGCCGGGUGAGAGCGAGGAGACGCUGCGGGCUGUGUUUGAGCGUGCCCGGUCUGCAGCAGAAGAGGGCCCCUGCGUGUUGUUUUUGGACGAGCUGGACUCUCUGUUUCCAAAGAGAAGCGGCUCCUUGGCGCCGGAGAACCGGCUGGUGGCUCAGCUUCUCACGCUGAUGGAUGGGAUGAGUCGGUCCGACCGCUUCCUCAUCGUAGGAGCCACCAACAGGCCGGACAGUUUAGACCCGGCGCUGCGUAGGCCUGGGAGGUUUGACAAAGAGGUGAUCAUCGGUGCGCCAACACUGCUGCAGAGAAAGGCCAUCCUGUCUGUUCUGUGUGAGAGAAUGCCCGUGGGCCCCACCGUGAGCAUUGCAGAGCUUGCUCAGAUAACGACAGGAUACGUCGGAGCAGACCUGAGUGCACUGUGCAGGGAGGCUGCCAUGCACGCUUUGAGGGAGAACGUAAAGGGUUCAGGGGAGCAGGUGGUGGAUAUGAAGCACUUCCAAGAGGCCCUGAAGUUGGUGGGCCCAUCCUGCCUGAGAGGCAGCCUGGGCAGGACGGAGAUCUCCCCGGUGCUUUGGGAGCAAAUCGGAGGCCUGGAGGAAGUCAAAACCAAACUAAGACAGAGCAUUGAGUGGCCUAUGAGACACCCUGAGGCAUUUGUCCGUCUGGGGUUGUGUCGGCCGCGCGGCGUCCUCCUGUACGGACCUCCAGGAUGUGCAAAGACGACGCUUGUCAAAGCUGCUGCCACCUCGUCCCGCUGUGCCUUCCUGUCCGUCAGCGGCGCCGACCUGUACUCUCCGUACGUCGGAGACUCUGAGAAAGCUUUAGCUCAGCUGUUCCGGCAGGCCCGCGCCUGCGCUCCCUGCGUUCUGUUCCUCGACGAGAUCGACUCGUUGAUCGGGUCGCGGUCCGACGUCGGGACCCCUAACAGCGUGCAGACCCGGCUGCUCUCUGUGCUGCUGAAUGAGAUGGACGGGAUCGGCCUGAAGACGGUGGAGAGGAGGGGAGCAGAUAAGGUUCUGCAGGCAGAGGGAGUGGAGCAGAGUCGCACAGAUGACGAGCUGGACUGUCAGGAGGUUUGUAACAAAGAUGUGAUGGUUGUAGCUGCCACAAACAGACCCAGCUGUAUCGACAGCGCCCUCCUCCGACCCGGCAGGCUGGACCACAUCAUUUACGUUCCACCCCCUGAUCUGCAGGCUCGACUCGCCAUCCUAAAAGUUUGCACAAAGUCUAUGCCUGUGGAUUCACACGUCUGUCUGGAGGAGCUGGCUUCGAAGACAAAGCUUUACUCUGGAGCUGACCUGGAAAACCUGUGUAAGGAAGCUGCUCUGCUGGCAUUGCUGGAGGAGAACAUGGAAGCUUCAUCCAUCCAGCAGACACAUUUCCUUCGUUCCAUCAGCAGAAUGAGUCCUUCUCUCACUGCUCAGCAGAUUAGUUCAUAUUUAAUACCUCACCAGUGAUGUAUUUUUAUACAAAAUAUCAGUUUUAAAAUAAAUGUUAUGUAACUUCUA
Xiphophorus hellerii (green swordtail) is the source of this 2619-nucleotide messenger RNA. It is a transcript of the gene afg2b, whose product is annotated as AFG2 AAA ATPase homolog B. The record is from RefSeq and is a predicted model, not a curated record. Gene Ontology annotation, cellular component: VCP-NPL4-UFD1 AAA ATPase complex; nucleus; cytosol. Lineage: Eukaryota; Metazoa; Chordata; Actinopteri; Cyprinodontiformes; Poeciliidae. The transcript is spliced from 10 exons. Gene Ontology annotation, biological process: autophagosome maturation; mitotic spindle disassembly; retrograde protein transport, ER to cytosol. Gene Ontology annotation, molecular function: polyubiquitin modification-dependent protein binding; ATP binding; ATP hydrolysis activity. The coding region runs from base 322 to 2568 and encodes 748 amino acids.